Messenger RNA from Setaria italica (foxtail millet), 498 nucleotides. RefSeq names its product chaperone protein dnaJ 20, chloroplastic-like. The coding region runs from base 1 to 498 and encodes 165 amino acids. Gene Ontology annotation, cellular component: chloroplast. The record is from RefSeq and is a predicted model, not a curated record. NCBI's taxonomy places the organism in Eukaryota, Viridiplantae, Streptophyta, Magnoliopsida, Poales, Poaceae. The transcript has a single exon.
AUGAACUCGGUGUGCGCGAAGCCCGCGGGCGCGGGCGCGGGCUACUUCGGCGGGGCCAGGUGCCAGCGGCGGACGCGGGUGCGGGCGUCGGCCGCGGCGGUGUCGGCGCCGGCGACGAUGUACGAGGUGCUGGCGGUGGAGGAGACGGCGGGGCCCGAGGAGAUCAAGGCGGCGUACCGUCGCGCCGCGCGGCGGUGGCACCCGGACGCGUGCCCCGGCGGCGGGGACCGGUUCAUGGCGGCCCGGGAGGCCUACGAGGUGCUCUCCGACCCGGAGCGCAGGCGCGGCUACGACAUCCAGCUCCGCUGCGGCGCGGGCUGCGGCGGCGGGUUCGGCUUCGGCGACGCCGGCUACCGCGCGGCGCGGCGCGCGGGGUUCGCGGACUGGGAGGCGCAGCUGGCCGGGCUACAGUGGCGCGCGGCGGAGCGCCGCGGCCGCGCAGGCGGGGAGACGUGGGGCAGCAGGAUGCGCCGGGCGGCCGCGCAGCAGUCCCGGUAG